AGUGGAUGUUAAGAAGGGCCAUUUUCGUAUAUUUCUGCCGAUUGUCAAUACAGUAUAGUACAUGUAUAUGUAAUAGAAACUAUUUUCAGUACUGGCAGUCAACUGGUCAACUGGUAGUAAUAUACGAAUAUGACCUAGGUACAAAUCUACUUUUUUGGGUCCAAGAACGACUGCGCAUCCACGGGAAUGGAAUACCGGAAUACCUGUUAUGGAACAUGUCGGACACAGUCAACAACGGUCAAUUCGGCAGGGCCAUUAAUAAAGAAAGAAAAAAAUUAGCAUCAUUCUGAUUGUUGUUACAUUUGUAUUUCUACAAGAUGAACACGCGUAGGAGCUUACCUAACAUUUUAAUAUGUGGCCCACCUGGCAUAGGCAAGAGCACGUUGGCGAAUUUGUUGGAGGAAGAUACUGAAUUAAACUGGAUCGACGUCAGUAAAGUAGCUAUUGAUACUGGAUGUGUGAGCGAGUAUGUCGAAGAGUUACAAUGCAGCAUAUUAGACGGGAACAUGUUAGUGAAACUUAUGGAGAAUUGGAUGAAAGAAGGAGGACAAAUCGUGGACUAUCAGAGGGCCGACUUGUUUCCUCCAAAUUGGUUUGAUGCUGUGUUUGUGCUUAGAGCAAACGAUACUAUUUUAGACGACCGUCUACAUAAAAGACAGAAGACAGAAAAAAAGGCCAAGAACAAACCAAAUAGCAAUGUAGGAGCUGAAUUUUUUAUAAUUGUUAUCCAAGAAACACAAGACUCGUUUGACUCAGAAAUAGUGCAUGAACUAACGAACAAUGUUCCAGAAGACAUGCCAAUUAAUGUAGAUAGAAUACUUGAAUGGAUAGAGGAAUGGAAAAAAGAUAAUAUAUAAAAUUACUUCAAUAUUUACCAGAACGCGAACUCUCGUAAGGAUGUCGGUCUUUAAAAGUAUCUCGUCGUCGGUGUAUGAUCGACUCACAAAGUCAAGUACAUUUAUUUUUUAUUUAUUUGAAUUACAUUAUAUUUACUCACAUUAUGACUAAAAAUUGUAACUGCACCUUCCUUGCUUUUAUUGUUGCAAAUUGCUCAUAUGAUCUGUUCAAAGUUAAUUCUUUCAGACAAAAGUUUAUUGUUAUUAAGAAAAAAAGUAGUAUGAAAAGAUGGAAGGUAAUUUUACGAGAAAAUU
Trachymyrmex septentrionalis is the source of this 1151-nucleotide messenger RNA. Its product is annotated as adenylate kinase isoenzyme 6-like. NCBI's taxonomy places the organism in Eukaryota, Metazoa, Arthropoda, Insecta, Hymenoptera, Formicidae. The transcript is spliced from 5 exons. The record is from RefSeq and is a predicted model, not a curated record. Gene Ontology annotation, cellular component: nucleus; cytoplasm. Gene Ontology annotation, molecular function: AMP kinase activity; ATP hydrolysis activity; ATP binding. The coding region runs from base 318 to 857 and encodes 179 amino acids.